AUGCAUCUUCAUUGGUGUCCGCCGCUGCUUCAAGUUCAAUUGGCGCCGCCUUGCUUCGUUUCACCAUCAUCAAUCGUGAUUUCCCCCCAGUUACCGCUGCUUCCGCUGAUCGCUGCUACGUCAUCCAUCAAUCACUCUAUUGCUGCAAUUCAAAGGCUCUUCUUCGCUGCUGCUGUUGCUGAAAUUCAUUCAAAUUUCGGCUCUCAAUUGCUUGCUGUUGCUGCUGUUUAUCACCGCCAAAUAAGUUGUUUCCUCCAAUUCACUGCCGAAGCUCCCCACCACCAUCAUCACUCGCGCUCUUCAUCACCACCGGCGUUUACUAGUUACUUCUGCUGCCCGCCGCUCCAAGCAAUCGCUGCUGCUGUCGGAUUGAUUCUGGACAAUUUUCUGCACAUGUUUUCGGCCACAUGGCUACUUCAUGCAAAUGUUAAUUGUAUUUUCGUUCGCGCGCUUCAUUGCUUAGGCCAAUCAAUUCACCGUUGCAUCUCUCGACCAACAGAAAGCUGUUGCCGCUAUUUUACUCGCCCAGUUCGACCACCACAGACGAGUUCCUUCAAUCACUUUCGUUUGCUGCCGAUUAACCAUAACCAUCAGCUCGCUCUGUAUCUUAAUUCGGCAAGUACACACAACAAGCUGUUCAUCUCAAAUUCCGUAUCAGCCAUUGAAGUUAGAAAACUUCCCAAUCAGCUGCCGCUAAAGCCGUCAGCUCCAAUCCACUUGCUUUUCGUCGCCAUGGCCACCAGCAGCUUUGCAGCAGAAGUAGGAAAGCAUAAAAUUCCUAAGUCCACCGAGCUACCUCAAAUCCGCAAGCUCCAGGGAAGAUUCUAA
Molecule: messenger RNA, 828 nt
Organism: Oldenlandia corymbosa var. corymbosa
Lineage: Eukaryota; Viridiplantae; Streptophyta; Magnoliopsida; Gentianales; Rubiaceae
Source: the annotation of a GenBank genome assembly